Molecule: messenger RNA, 3888 nt
Organism: Arxiozyma heterogenica
Lineage: Eukaryota; Fungi; Ascomycota; Saccharomycetes; Saccharomycetales; Saccharomycetaceae
Gene: MRC1
Product: chromatin-modulating protein MRC1
Exons: 1
Coding region: 1-3888 (1295 amino acids)
Biological process (GO): activation of protein kinase activity; mitotic DNA replication checkpoint signaling; mitotic G2 DNA damage checkpoint signaling
Molecular function (GO): anaphase-promoting complex binding
Source: RefSeq, a predicted model, not a curated record
AUGGAUAUACUUUUCAAGGAAUUAGGAUCAAUAAAGACUAAAAAAAGAACAACUUAUAAAAAAAAAACAGAACCUAAUGAGGAUGAAGAACAGGAACUUCCAUCUGUUGAUAACCUGGAUAAUGGAUUUUUAUUUCAUAAUUCAACGUUAGAGAAAGUUAAGAAAAGACUAGCUAAUGACAGUAAUGAAGCUUCUUCCAUUAGUAUAGAAACCAAUAAGGAAUCUCCUAUAUCAGAAAAUGAUAUAAAUAGUAGCAAAUAUCCUGUAAUAUCAGAAGAUAUUCAAUUAUCUCAAACUCAGUUGUUAAAAAGUAUGUACGGUGGUGAAGACUUAGAAUCAAUUGAAAAGAAACAACAAGAAGAAAGAAGAAAAAAAGAGGUCAAAGAAUUUAACAAAAAGAAAAGAGAAGCUAAACGUAGACAACGUGAGGAGGCUAAAAGAGAACAAGAAUUAUUUAAUGCCACUCAAAUUAUUUAUCAAAAAUACGAUCUUAGGUCCAAAAACAGGUAUAGACAUCAUAAUAGAACUAUUGACACAUCGCGUAGUAUUGAAGAAACAUUCCAAGAGCUAGAAAAGGAGGCACACAAAGCAGAAAUUAGAUACGCUAGUACAAGUAAAACUAGUGAUCAUGUUGAUGAUGAUGAAAAGAAUGAUGAGAUUCCAUUAUCCCAAACUGAGAUACCUUUAUUCCAAGAAAAGCAAAAGUUUGUUCAAAAGUCACAUGAGGCAGGUCUAGAGAGCUCCUUAAGUGUAUCCCAUAUACAAAAUCAAAACCUCUCCAAACCUCUAACACAAGCUACCCAAAUAAAUGGCGGUGACCAUGAAACAAAACAAUUUUCAAUUGAUGACUCUACUAAGCAUAUAACUAAAAAUAUUCAGCAAUCUUCUGUUCACAAUGAGUUUUAUCCAUCAAAGACCCAAAUAAUACCAAAUGAAGACUUACAGUAUGAUAUACCAAGUAGUUUGAAGGUCAAUGAGAGUAAUUCGAUAGUACCUUUAGAAACUGAUACGGAAACACAAGUAUUUGACCCAAUAAAUAAAAAAAUACAAAAAAUAUCCACUAUAGAGGACACAUCAGUAUCUGAAGAUAAACAUAAUGGUCUCCCAAACAUGAGUAGCAAUCCUACACAGUCUAUCCCACUUUUUAGCUUUACUCAAAGAAUAAUACCCUCUGAAGCUAUACAAGAACCGAAUCAUUCUUAUGACAGUUCAACUCAAAUUAUAAGUAACCCUAGAGAAGCUAACCUUUUAGAGAAUAACCAACAAAAGCAAUAUAUGGAAGAAAAUGAUGACGAAACUACUCAGCCGACACAAGUAAUUACCACUCAAACAACUCAAAAUAUCAAUAUUAUAGAAUUCACACAACCUACACAAGAAAUCUCCCAUACAGAAGCAACCCAAAUUACUCAAGUGACUCACUCUUUUCCGAAUAGAGAUACUCCGAAUGAAGUAACACUCACACUAGCUGAUACAGUUGUAUCUAACAUGAAUAUAACAGCAACAAUUGCAGAUGAUGCCACCAAAAACCUUAAAAUACAUGAGAUUCAAAGACAGUUAGAAAAAGAAGAAGAAGAAGAAUUCAAUAAAAAAAAUAGCGAAUAUAGAAAGAUUGUACCAACUGUUAGUAGAAAGCUAAACUUUACAAAAGAUUCAUUUUUAGCAAAUUUUGACAGUGAUUCCUCAGAAUCAGAAACUGAAGAACAAACGUUGAAGGACAAAUCUUUGAAUAGCACGUCUUUGUUAAACUCAGAUGUUAAAAAUAGUGACAUAAGUAGCAGGAACGAAUUUAAUAAAAAAUUAAGUGGUUUAGUAAUCUAUACAACAAAUCUAAAAACUCAGAUGGAUGCUAAAAAUAAAAUAAAUUUGGAUUCAGAUGGAGAUUCAGAUGAAGAUUUGGAUAGAGAUUUCAAUGGAGUUAUUUCAAAUAAUGCAAAGGCAACUAUUUUAAAUAUCAGAGCAAGAUUAUCUAAGACCAAAAAAAAGAACCCAGAGGUGAAUAAUAAAAAUAACUUGGAUAAUCUUUUGGAGAAUUUAAGAAAGAAAAGUAGGCAACAAAUUUUAGAUUAUCAAUCUGAACUAAUGGAGAAUAAAGGUCUAACAAAAAUGGACUUAGAGAAAGAAAAAGAAGUUGUUGAAAAUUUGUUAGAACAAGAAAUUCUUAGAAAUCAAAAAAUAAGACAAAGAGAGAAGGAAAGGGAAAAGCAAAAACAACAAACUGAGAAUAUAGAUUUGAAUUUUGAUCAUAGUGCUAAUGAAUUAGAAGAGUCUGAUUUUUUGGAUGAAGAUGAUGAUUAUGAUGCAAAUAAAACUGGAAAUUCUAAUUCCGAAGGCGAACCAAAUCGUCAUGAUGAGAAUGAUCUAGAUAAUGAAAAAAUUGAAGCUCAAAAGAUAGAUGAUAAUAAUAAAGAAGAAAAAGAAGACGAGGAGGAGGAAGAAGAAGAAGAAAAUUUUCAAUUACUUAAAUCCAAAAAAUCCAAACACAUACAUGUCUCUGCAGAUUCAGAAUCGGAUCAUAAUUCUGAGGUCGAAAUAACAGAAGUUCCAACCACAAACAAACCAACACAAAAUGUGGAUAUCAAAGACCGUCCCAACGCAAUUUUCUUAGGUCAUUAUGGGGAUAACCUUGAUAAUAUUACCUCAGAUAUUGACAGCCAAGAUAAUCCAACUAAGAAGAGUGAAAACGAGAUUACUGAACUAAACGAGGAAACCCAUGAGGAUAGAAUAAAAACAAUGAUUGAGGAACAUAAACAUCAACAAAGAUUAAAAGAGAAAAAAUUAAAAGCAAGAAAAAAAGAACUUGAAAGUUUUGCCAAUUUAGUGGAAGAGGAGGCUGAAGAAUCCGAAGAUGAAUGGCAUGGUAUUGGUGGUAUUGAUGGAGAAGACUCUGAUGAAUACGACUCUGAAAUUGAAAAAAUGAUUGACGAUUAUUCAAAAACAGAUAUGAAUAUUGACGACAUUCGAAAAACUUUAUUAGAAGAAAACAGAAAUAUGGAUAUAAAAAUGAUUAAUAAAAUUCUUUAUGAUAUCAAGAAUGGUAAUCUCAGGAAAAGAGGAAGAUCUGCUUUAGAUUUGGAAAUAAGUGAUGAUGAAGAUGAUGAAUUACGUAAUUACCGUUUAAAAAGAAGAGAAUUAAUGAAACAAAGGUUGUUAGAUUUAGGUGAUAACCAAAAAUUAGUGGAAAAUCCAAAGGCUAAAGCCUUCUUUGAUAGUUUAGUAGAAGAUAUUAUCGAAAUAAAAAACCCAUUUAGCCAUGUUGAAGAAUUUGACCAAACAAUGCAAUCAUCCACCUCAUCAUCGGAAGACGAUGAUGAUGUAUCUGUGAACCAAGUUUCUAUGGAAAAGAAAGCUAUAAUUAGUCAUGAAUCCCAGAAUAAAAAACUUGUUCUUUCAGAGGCUUUCGUUCAAAAAAGCCUUUCAUUUCUUAACAGUAAUAAAGAUUUAGAUGAAUAUGAAAGAAACAAGGAAUUGGCACGUUUACAACACGGAGAAGAUGUGGAAGAUCUAUUUACUUUAAAACAAAACAGCUCAAUUAAAUCUUUUAGAUCUUUAACAAGCAUUCAAAAGGCAAUCACUUUGGAUGAUGAUAACGACGAGACAGAUAUAGGUAUAUUUAAAUCAUCAAGACCUCCAUCAAUUAUCCAAUCUUUCAACAUCAAGGCAGAUAUUAAUGAUAAAUUCAAGGAAGGUAGUAAAACAGUCAAGAUAUCAAAAUCCUAUAAAACAGUUGGUGGCUCCAAAGCAUCCAUUACCUACAUGGGAAAAGCUCGAAAAUUAGUGGCACCCAAAACAAACUCUAAAAACAAUCCACUACAACGUCUUCGCAAGAAUAAUUCCAAUUCAAGAAUCAGUAAGCUUUUCAAUAAUGAAAUGAGCAAUUUUGGAAAUUAA